Messenger RNA from Octodon degus (degu), 2792 nucleotides. RefSeq names its product cleavage and polyadenylation specific factor 2 (gene Cpsf2). Lineage: Eukaryota; Metazoa; Chordata; Mammalia; Rodentia; Octodontidae. Gene Ontology annotation, molecular function: RNA binding. The record is from RefSeq and is a predicted model, not a curated record. Gene Ontology annotation, cellular component: mRNA cleavage and polyadenylation specificity factor complex. The transcript is spliced from 16 exons. Gene Ontology annotation, biological process: mRNA 3'-end processing by stem-loop binding and cleavage. The coding region runs from base 247 to 2595 and encodes 782 amino acids.
CCUCUUCCGCUUGUCGGCAGGUUCAAAAUGGCGGCCACCGCUGAGGGGUUUCUGCCGCCCGGGGGUCGAGGUCCCUGCUGAGCGAGCGUCGGAGCUUCUUCUCCUUCAGCCUGGAUCCGACGGGGGGUUGGGAAGGGCAGUGGACGGCGUUGGGAUUUGUAUAGAACUCUUCUGAACUUGGGGUGUUUCAUCACGUUUGCAACUGGGAUUUCAAACCUUUUAGAUUACUAUUACUGGACCAAAAAGAUGACAUCUAUUAUCAAAUUAACUACCCUGUCUGGGGUCCAAGAGGAGUCUGCUCUGUGCUAUCUUCUCCAGGUUGAUGAGUUUAGAUUUUUAUUGGACUGCGGCUGGGAUGAGCACUUUUCUCUGGAUAUUAUAGAUUCCCUAAGGAAGCAUGUUCACCAGAUUGACGCAGUGCUGCUGUCGCACCCAGACCCUCUCCAUCUCGGGGCCCUCCCUUAUGCUGUGGGAAAGUUGGGUCUGAACUGCGCUAUCUACGCAACCAUUCCUGUUUAUAAAAUGGGGCAGAUGUUCAUGUAUGAUCUUUAUCAGUCUCGACACAAUACAGAGGAUUUUACCCUCUUUACAUUAGAUGAUGUGGAUGCAGCCUUUGAUAAAAUACAGCAGCUAAAAUUCUCUCAAAUUGUGAAUUUGAAAGGUAAAGGACAUGGCUUGUCCAUUACACCUCUGCCAGCUGGGCAUAUGAUAGGUGGAACAAUAUGGAAGAUAGUGAAAGAUGGAGAAGAAGAAAUUGUUUAUGCAGUUGACUUCAACCACAAGAGGGAGAUCCACCUAAAUGGAUGUUCCCUGGAGAUGCUGAGCAGACCCUCUCUACUCAUCACAGACUCGUUCAACGCUACGUAUGUGCAGCCCAGAAGGAAGCAGAGAGAUGAGCAGCUUCUGACAAACGUCCUGGAAACCCUUCGAGCUGACGGAAAUGUGUUAAUAGCAGUGGAUACUGCAGGCAGAGUUUUAGAGCUUGCUCAGCUUCUGGAUCAGAUUUGGAGAACUAAAGAUGCAGGACUGGGUGUUUACUCACUGGCGCUGCUAAAUAAUGUCAGUUAUAAUGUGGUGGAGUUUUCUAAAUCACAGGUAGAAUGGAUGAGUGAUAAAUUGAUGAGAUGUUUCGAAGACAAAAGGAAUAACCCAUUUCAGUUUCGCCAUCUUUCAUUAUGCCAUGGUCUUUCUGACUUGGCUCGAGUACCCAGCCCCAAGGUUGUCCUUGCCAGCCAGCCUGACCUGGAGUGUGGAUUUUCAAGAGAUCUCUUUAUUCAGUGGUGUCAGGACCCUAAAAACUCAAUCAUUCUAACUUACAGAACUACUCCUGGGACUUUAGCACGUUUCCUAAUUGAUAAUCCUUCUGAAAAAAUUACAGAAAUAGAGUUGAGGAAACGUGUGAAGCUUGAAGGAAAAGAACUUGAGGAAUACUUGGAAAAAGAGAAACUAAAGAAAGAAGCUGCUAAAAAACUUGAGCAGUCAAAAGAGGCAGACAUAGACUCCAGUGAUGAGAGUGAUGUCGAGGAAGACAUUGACCAGCCAUCGGCUCAUAAGACAAAGCAUGACCUGAUGAUGAAAGGUGAAGGUAGUCGUAAAGGAAGUUUCUUCAAACAGGCAAAAAAGUCUUACCCUAUGUUUCCUGCCCCAGAAGAAAGAAUUAAAUGGGAUGAGUAUGGAGAGAUUAUCAAACCAGAGGAUUUCUUAGUGCCAGAACUUCAAGCUACUGAAGAAGAAAAAAGCAAAUUAGAAUCUGGUUUGACAAAUGGAGAUGAGCCUAUGGAUCAAGAUUUGUCUGAUGUUCCAACUAAGUGUAUUUCUGCAACAGAAUCUAUUGAAAUAAAAGCCAGGGUUACUUACAUAGACUAUGAAGGACGAUCUGAUGGAGAUUCCAUUAAAAAAAUCAUUAAUCAGAUGAAACCCCGUCAGCUGAUAAUUGUCCACGGCCCACCAGAGGCCAGUCAGGAUCUGGCAGAGUGCUGCCGUGCAUUCGGCGGGAAAGACAUUAAAGUAUACAUGCCAAAGCUGCAUGAAACAGUGGAUGCCACCAGUGAGACACACAUCUACCAGGUGAGAUUAAAAGACUCUCUUGUCAGCUCUCUUCAGUUUUGUAAAGCCAAAGAUGCUGAAUUAGCGUGGAUAGAUGGAGUCUUAGACAUGAGAGUUUCCAAAGUGGACACAGGAGUUAUUUUAGAAGAAGGGGAGCUCAAGGAUGAUGGAGAAGACUCAGAAAUGCAAGUGGAUGCUCCUUCAGAUUCCAGCGUGAUCGCGCAGCAGAAGGCCAUGAAGAGUCUGUUUGGAGAUGAUGAGAAAGAAACAGGUGAAGAAAGCGAGAUCAUCCCUACACUGGAGCCUUUGCCACCUCACGAGGUUCCUGGACAUCAGUCAGUUUUUAUGAAUGAACCAAGACUAUCAGACUUCAAACAAGUGCUGUUACGGGAGGGGAUUCAAGCCGAAUUUGUAGGAGGUGUACUUGUCUGCAACAAUCAAGUAGCAGUCCGUAGAACGGAGACUGGACGCAUUGGAUUAGAAGGCUGUCUUUGUCAAGAUUUUUAUAGGAUAAGAGACCUUUUGUAUGAACAGUAUGCCAUCGUGUAAAGGACAUGAUGUCAGGAAGUAUCUGCUUGACCUUUCAAAGAAAAAAGGGUUCUUACUUUACUCUAAGCUUUUGCUCCUUUCUUUUAUAACAUAUAAAAAGAACCUGCCAGAAAAACUGAACAUGUAUUACAUUUUUUUUAAGUGUAAAUAGAAGGCUGGGAAUAUAGCUCAGUGGCAGAGUGCCUGCCGCAUGCAUG